This is a messenger RNA of Aphidius gifuensis, 558 nucleotides long. RefSeq names its product 40S ribosomal protein S15Aa. The coding region runs from base 118 to 510 and encodes 130 amino acids. The record is from RefSeq and is a predicted model, not a curated record. Gene Ontology annotation, molecular function: structural constituent of ribosome. Gene Ontology annotation, biological process: translation. Gene Ontology annotation, cellular component: cytosolic small ribosomal subunit; ribosome. Lineage: Eukaryota; Metazoa; Arthropoda; Insecta; Hymenoptera; Braconidae. The transcript is spliced from 4 exons.
GCAAUAUCUGCACCGCCAUUAUAUUCGUAAAAGUUGGUUAAAAAAAAAAUUCUCUUUCCUUACUUCACAACCUUGUUAGCGUGUUCGGACGUUCGCGAAUCAACAAAAAUCUAAGCCAUGGUGCGAAUGAAUGUAUUGAGUGAUGCCCUCAAGAGCAUUAACAAUGCCGAGAAACGAGGCAAAAGACAAGUUCUUUUGAGACCAUGCUCCAAGGUCAUCGUCAAAUUUUUGACAGUUAUGAUGAAGCAUGGUUAUAUUGGUGAAUUUGAAAUUGUUGAUGACCAUCGCAGUGGUAAAAUUGUCGUAAAUUUAUCUGGUAGAUUGAACAAAUGUGGAGUUAUUUCACCAAGAUUUGAUGUACCAAUCAGAGAUAUUGAAAAAUGGACAAAUAACCUCCUUCCUUCACGUCAAUUUGGAUACGUUGUUUUGACUACCAGUGGUGGUAUCAUGGACCACGAGGAAGCCAGAAGAAAACACUUGGGAGGAAAAAUUUUAGGCUUCUUUUUCUAAAUAUUUACACAUGUAUUUAUAAAUAAAAAAGUGGUCUUUAUUGAUUAA